GUACGUAUUUAUUCGUGUUUUUCAGGGUAACGAAUAUUCGCCGAAUAUUUUUUUAAAUCUUCUAAUAUUCGCCGAAUAGCGAAUAAUUAUUCGUUACUGAUUUUUUCUUUAAAAAUUCAAAAACAUUAAAUAUUUAUAAUUUUAUUUUAAUUUUUGACAUCUUCUUCUUUUAUAAUUUGACUCUCAUUUACUUUUAUUGCCUCAGAAGUUGCUAUAACGCGGAUGCUGAUUCCAUGUUUACUUGCACAUUUUGCAAGAAUUUCUUGUGAAGCAUUUUAAGAAUCAUGCGAAACUUGCUCAUGACAAGGUUUGAUGAAUUUGCUUGGAGUUGGGAAAUAUUAGCUGCGUUCGAAUCAGUAUCGUUUUGUUACAUCAUCGGGAUCUACAGGCUGUGUAAAAGCAAAUGAUUCGACAUCGACGAUUUUGCAAAUUUUGAUCUUAAUGUCUUUAUCACAAAUUUUACAUGUAGAAAUGUCGAACCACGACUUCUUUUUUUCAUUGAAAUUUUCAUUUUCGUAACGUUUAAAUAAAGUUUUCGAUUGCUUUUUAUCUACUUGUAAUUUGCUUAAAUUAUAAAAAUAAAAGUUGAUAAAUUUAAAGCAGAAAAAAAUUAUCAUAUUUUAGGAUAAUUUUGAAAGUUAAUUUGUCCAUUUUCGAAAUUUUCGCUAAAUCUAGGAACAAAAAUUGAAUCAAAAAAAUAACGUACCGAAUAUUCGUACGAAUACACGAAUAUUCGUAUUCGCCGAAUACGUACCCUAGACAGCAACAAUUUCCGA
Clunio marinus is the source of this 776-nucleotide messenger RNA. The record is from the annotation of a GenBank genome assembly. Lineage: Eukaryota; Metazoa; Arthropoda; Insecta; Diptera; Chironomidae.